AUGACAAACACUGCCAAUUCGAUUGUUUUUUCUUCCUCCUCUGUAGAAACCAUGAAAAACAUAACUAUUUCGGAUCAUCCUGUUGUCAACGAAUUAAUUUCCAUUCUUCGUGACUUGUCCUUGAAGCCUUCCCAAGUGCGCAGUGUGGUGGAUGAGAUUUCUCGAUUCUUGGCCUACGAGUCUACAAAGUGUUUGGACGUUUCCUCCGUGUCCGUAAUCCCAGUCCUUCGUUCCGGCAUGUCAAUGAUGAGUGCUUUCUCCAAAGUAUUGCCAGAUGUUCCAAUCUACCAUAUCGGAAUUUUCCGAGAAAAAAGCUCUCUGCAGCCCAUUGAGUAUUACAACAAGCUUCCCAAACAUUCUACAGAAGUCGCCAUUGUGUUGGACCCCGUUAUGGCUACUGGUGGUACUGCUCAGGCGGUGAUUACUACUCUCCAAGAAUGGGGCUGCAAGCACAUUGUCUUUGUUAGUGUUUUGGCAAGUGCACAAGCUGUUGCUCGUUUCAACGACACUCCUAAUGUCGAGUUUGUCUUUGGUGCCAUCGACAAGAGCCUCGAUGACAAAGGUUACCUCGUCCCUGGCAUUGGCGACAUUGGCGAUCGGCUCUACGGCGCCACUGCUUAG
Messenger RNA from Schizosaccharomyces osmophilus, 621 nucleotides. RefSeq names its product uracil phosphoribosyltransferase (gene urg2). The record is from RefSeq and is a predicted model, not a curated record. NCBI's taxonomy places the organism in Eukaryota, Fungi, Ascomycota, Schizosaccharomycetes, Schizosaccharomycetales, Schizosaccharomycetaceae. The transcript has a single exon. The coding region runs from base 1 to 621 and encodes 206 amino acids.